Theileria parva strain Muguga is the source of this 1555-nucleotide messenger RNA. Its product is annotated as SVSP family protein. The record is from RefSeq and is a predicted model, not a curated record. The coding region runs from base 83 to 1519 and encodes 478 amino acids. NCBI's taxonomy places the organism in Eukaryota, Apicomplexa, Aconoidasida, Piroplasmida, Theileriidae. The transcript has a single exon.
UUUAAAUCUAAGCCGUAUCUCUACUAAAUAUAGGUUAUUGAUUUUAAGAUCCCCCAGGGAUCAAAGCUACAAUAAUAGUAUAAUGAAAAGGAACGUCACAUAUAAUUUUAUAUUGAUAUUUAUGAUACUUCAAUGUGUUGAAUCACAAGAUAAAAAUCCUGACCAACCAGCUGAUGAUGAGGAAGAUGAAGAAGAAAAUGUUGAAAUUUUAGAUCUAGAUAAAAGCGUUCAGGAACGAGUUGAUCAAUUUGAUGAUCCUGGAUACCAACCAAAUUAUCAUCAAUUACCAGAAUCUCAAUAUCCAACCCAACCACAAGCUCAACCCCAACAAUAUUAUCAGUAUCAACCUGGAUUUUUACAAUAUCAACCUGAACCAACAUAUUAUCAACCUCAACCAUUAGAUUAUCAGCCAUAUGGUCAAUAUCAACCACAGCAAUUUCAGACACCUCAAGUUCAGGGUCAAACUCAGCCAUAUGGUCAACAUCACUAUUACUGGCAUCCACAAACACCAGUAACUCAACCUGAACAAUAUUAUUUAAAUCCACUACCUCAACCCAUUCGCCCAAGUUAUAUAUAUUAUGUACCACCAUCUACUCAGCCUCAACCUCAACAAAUAGUUCAGCCACAAACUGUGGAAGAGUAUGAUAAUUUCUAUAUGACAGAGCAUGAUCAACCAAUACAGGAACCUGAAACUGUACCUAAACCUGUACCUGGAGCUAUACCUAAACCUGGAGCUGGAGCUGGUAGAGAAAGUACUCAAAAGUCAAUUAAGCCAUCAAAACAACGACCAACCCAACCAAGAAAAAGAAAAAGAACUCGAACUAUAAUUGGAGAUCAGAGUGAGAAAAAAGAUGGUGAAGAACUUGUUAAAGUACAAACCCUUAGUCGACCUAAAAAAUCUGCACAUGUCAAAUUAUUCAAAAAGGAUUCUGAGGGAAAUGUGAAACAAAUGACUGAAGAAGACUAUGUUAUUAUAUGUGGUAGUUCAAAUAAAACAGAAUUUAUGUUUAUUGUGAAUCUUGAGGAACUAGAAUACAAGGGUGAAAUAAUCUACGUACAUACAAGCGGAACUCCAUACUGUUCAUCAUUAACUUAUAGUAAAAAAACUAAGAUUGUUGUCAUGACAUUCAGUGACGUAUUCGUGUUAGUUAAAAAAACCAAAGGGGUAUGGAAAACAACUGAAGAACCAAUUCCGGAUGAUAUUAAAAUGUUCACAAAAGAUGAGUAUGACAAGCUAAUGUAUUUGACCAAAGAACAUUAUAAAGUUACUUUAACUUCACAUGCAUCCUUUAGAUACGAAUUACACCCAGGUGUAAAAUGCUAUAAAAUAGUAGUUAAAUGGCUAACUGCAUGGGAAAAAACUGAUAAUGAUGCAGAAUUUCCUAUAGUGAUUUAUGUUACUAAUAAAUUAAGUCUUAUAAUCAAUUUUGACAGCUACACUAAAAUGUUCGAAAGAAGACCUCAUAGAUAUAGAAUGCUAUAUAAUAAAAAAACUUUGGGAAGACGUAAAUACAAAUAAAUUAAUUUUAACACAUACAAUAUAAUGUUAUUGUAU